UGCCUAAGCGGCGAACAUGGCGGCUUCCGCGGCUGGCCUUGGCGGCGGUCCGUGCCCCGGGCCUGAGGCCGGGGACUUCCUGGCUCGCUACCGCCAGGUGUGCCAGAAGCUGAAGAAGCGGUUCCUGCGGAAGCCGAACGUGGCGGAGGCCGGCGAGCAGUUCAGCCAGCUGGGGCGCGAGCUGCGCGCCCAGGAGUGCCUCCCGUACGCGGCCUGGUGCCAGCUGGCCGUGGCCCGCUGCCAGCAGGCGCUCUUCCACGGGCCCGGGGAGGCGCUGGCGCUGACUGAGGCCGCGCGCCUCUUCCUGCGGCAGGAGCGCGACGCGCGCCAGCGCUUGGCCUGCCCCGCCGCCUACGGGGAGCCGCUGCAGGCCGCUGCCGCCGCCCUGGGCGCCGCUGUGCGCCUGCACCUGGAGCUAGGCCAGCCGGUUGCCGCCGCCGCGCUCUGCCUCGAGCUGGCGGCCGCCCUGCGCGACCUGGGCCAGCCGGCCGCCGCCGCCGGCCACUUCCAACGCGCCGCGCAGCUGCAGCUGCCCCAGCUGCCCCUGGCCGCCCUGCAGGCGCUCGGCGACGCCGCGUCCUGCCAGCUGCUGGCGCGCGACUACAGCGGUGCCCUGGCGCUCUUCACGCGCAUGCAGCACCUGGCGCGGGAGCACGGCGGUCACCCGGUGCCGCCGCCGGGGCCGCAGCCCCCGCCGCAGCCGCAGCCCAAGCCGCCAGGGCCGCAGCCUGGGGUCGGCGCGGUCUCCGCCCCACCGCUCGCGCUGCUCCCGCCCGGCGCGGGGUCCGUGGCCGCGCCCUCCCCCGCCGCGCUGGGCGCCUUCGCCGACGUGCUGGUCCGCUGCGAGGUGUCCCGCGUGCUGCUGCUGCUGCUCCUGCAGCCGCCGCCCGCCAAGCUCCUGCCAGAGCACGCGCACACCCUGGAGAAGUACUCCUGGGAGGCCUUCGACGGCCACGGGCAGGACAGCAGCGGCCCGCUUCCCGAGGAGCUCUUCCUGCUGCUGCAGUCCUUGGUCAUGGCCACCCACGAGAAGGACACGGAAGCCGUCAAGUCGCUGCAGGUGGAGAUGUGGCCCCUGUUGAGCGCUGAGCAGAACCACCUCCUGCACCUCGUUCUGCAGGAAACCAUCUCCCCGUCGGGCCAGGGGAUCUGAUGAGUCACUCCCAGCGACUCUGUGCCUGUCCCCGAACCUCACGCACCCGCCUGCGCGUUUACGGGGACACAAGAGGCAUUGACCCAGCGCUUCUGCCUUUGCAGUGUAUCUUACCCCUGUUGCCACCAGAGGAAUGUGGUUGACUACAAGUUACGUUGUUUCCACAAUAGUGGCAGGAAAAAAACCAUAUGGUAGAAUCGGCGUAGAGUCUCCGAUUCUCUUCCCCAGAAACUGCAGCAGAACCAUGAGAGUCCCUUCCGCCCCCUUUCCUCUUCUGUUUUCACCCAGCUGUCCCCACCCACCCCUCUUUCCCCGCAAGGCUCCCCUCCCCCCGCCUCCUUUCCGACUGAGGAUUAAUUUGCACAGCUCUGGCUCGCUACUUAAGCUGCAUGACUUUUUCACGGUGACUCUGAUUGCUUAGCGUAUUUCGAUGUCCGCCUGCGUGAUGGCCCAGUUCCCCCUGUGUUUCAUGCGCCCCGCUGUGUUUCGCUACAGCCCUCAGUCCAUGAUAAAGCCAUUCUGACCCUCCUAGCUUGUGGUUCUGAUUUACUUUAUCUGUAAAAUGGGAAUAGCUUAUCUACCUGGCAGGAGGCGGCAAGCAGAAGCAGAUAGCUCCCUUUUAGCUCCAAGAUGGGUUCGUUCAUUCGAAACGGACAGUGUGCCUAUGAAUCUACAGAGAUCAUUUGCAAUGUGGUCCUUUCUCAGCUGCAGUGCGAAUGUGUUCGGUGCAGAGCGGGGUGGGAGUGGCGGUGAGGGUGAGGGCAGGGUGGGCUCCAGAGCAGAGGUGUCAGAUGUGCACUGGAGUUUUCAGUUCUGGCUCCAUUUCGAGAGGUACGGGUAAUCCACGUGGCAGCUUUUAUUUGUAGUGCGGGUCCUUCUACAAAUCUUAGUUAACUCAUGUAAAAUCAGCAUGCUGCUUUGGUAUUGUGUGAUCGUGUGUAUGCCAGACUGUGCCCUUGUUCCCCCAAAGCAGGAUGGCGUUCCAUUUUUAAACACUAAAUUUCCAAGGCUUUUUGGUCCAAAUGUUGCAUGCAAAGCGACUUAGCUCUUUUCUCAAAUUCACUUUUAUUUUCUUUAGUGUUGGGAGUGAUGGUAGGAACUCUUCAGAGUAUAAUCUCAGUCAUUCGGCUUUGGGAAAACGCAUCCUUUAGGCUGAAGUUGUAGACAGCACUAAUCUUUUGAGGUGAGAUUUAAGGACACAGUUUGGGAACAGAUCUUGGUUUUGCGUAUGUGGGCGGGGGGAUAUGUGGAGUGUUGUCACUCUGAGUUAAGUGUCCCAAAGUGGAUGGGGCUUUUAGGGUAUUCUUUUCUACUUCUGUUUCAGUAGUGGCUAAGGAAAUGUGGGGAGGCCCAUUUGAGACAGAUUCAGCCACCCUUCCUGUGCUCUCACUUGUCUGCCAGGAAGGGUCUUUCCGAGCCCUAAAAGCCUAGUCCAGCUUGUUGCCAAAGUGGUAAGGGUGCAUGCUCCCUUGUGCUUUUGCUUUUUCUGGUACACUCUUUUCAGCCUGGGCUGCAGCUCUGGCCACCUUCCGUAUUGUCCUUAUGACAAGAAUGCGUAGGAAUUAUGGACUGUGACUGGUGACAGCAUUUGGGUUUGGGCGCAAGGAGAACCUCCUUAGACCUCUGGUCUAAACUCCUUGCUUUGAGGAGGUGGGGGGAGGGAUUACCAGAGAGCCUGGUAUUGGGUAUACAAGCAGUAUUAGAGCUCUCCAGAGAAACAACAACAGAAUCAAUCUCUCUCUCUCUCUCUCUCUCUCUCUCUCUCUCUAUAUAUAUAUAUAUAUAUAUAUAUAUAUAUAUAUAUGUAAUUAUUCCAUGAUGUCAGUGUUUAACAGUACCUAUCUGUUUUAAAAGGUAUAUUUAAAAAAUGAAAUAUAUAGAAUCUCAUUACAGAUCAGCAUUAACAGGUGAACAUUUGGAUUGAUUUUAAUGGUAGGGAACACUAACUUUGAACCAUAGUUAAGUAAAAUGUUGUCCCCCCAAAAUAACUGUAAUCUUCACAUGAAUAGACCUGUAUUACAAAAACAUUAUUAUUAUAUUUUGAAUUUCAUCAA
Molecule: messenger RNA, 3207 nt
Organism: Mesoplodon densirostris (Blainville's beaked whale)
Lineage: Eukaryota; Metazoa; Chordata; Mammalia; Artiodactyla; Ziphiidae
Product: 40-kDa huntingtin-associated protein
Exons: 1
Coding region: 17-1153 (378 amino acids)
Biological process (GO): vesicle cytoskeletal trafficking
Cellular component (GO): early endosome
Molecular function (GO): protein binding
Source: RefSeq, a predicted model, not a curated record